AUGGCUGAUUCAGAAAGCACCGCCAAACUCUUGGUUUCCCACGAUAAUGCCAAUGCCUAUGUCAAGGCUGUCCUCCAAGCCAACAAUGUAUCCGAGAAAGACGCAGCAGUGGUAGCCCACUGUCUCGUUGCUGCCGAUCUCCGCGGCGUGGAUACUCACGGCGUCAAUCGAAUUCCCUCCUACCUCGCUCGCAUCCGCCAAGGCGUCCUGGACCCCGCUGCUCAACCCACUCUCACAGAAAAGACCCCCGUUGUGGCUCAAGUGGACGGCAAAAAUGCCUUUGGUUUCGUCGCUGCCAGAUUAGGCAUGGAGAAAGCGAUCGAUAUGGCCAAAACCUAUGGCAUCGGUAUGGUCAGCGUGAAGCACAGCAAUCAUUUCGGCAUGAGUGCUUGGCUGGUCCAGCAAGCUAUUGAUUCUGGCAUGAUGAGUCUGGUCUUUACCAAUUCAUCACCCGCACUACCAGUCUGGGGCGGCAAGGAAAAGUUGAUGGGAGUGUCACCAAUCGCCUGUGGAGCUCCUGGUUCCGAGCAUGAUUUCAUCUUGGACAUGGCUCCUUCGGUCGCUGCCAGAGGCAAAAUCUACAAAGCGAAACGUAGAGGCGAGAAGAUUCCAGUAGACUGGGCGUUGGACAAGGAUGGCAACAGAACUGAUGACCCGAGUGCUGCCCUCGAAGGAGUCAUGCUGCCUAUGGGUGGGCCGAAGGGGUCGGCCUUGUCGGUCAUGAUGGAUGUGUUCUCGGGUGUCUUGUCUGGAUCCGCGUUCGCCGGACAUGUGACGAAUCCAUACGAUCCGUCAAAGCCAGCGGACGUGGGUCACUUCCUCAUUGCUUUGAAGCCUGAUCUCUUCCUCAGCUCGGAUGAGUUCAAGCAAAGGAUGGAGUAUCUUUACAACAGAGUCGUGAACUCGGAAAAGAUGGCCGGGGUAGACAGAAUCUACUUUCCGGGAGAAAUCGAACAGCUGACGGAAGUGGAAAGAAGGAAAUCUGGUAUACCGUAUGUCGCCGCAGAAGUCGAUGCCCUGAACGCUGAGGCAAGGCGAGCCGGUGCACAAGAUAUAGUCGUGUCACAGUAA
This is a messenger RNA of Aureobasidium namibiae CBS 147.97, 1071 nucleotides long. RefSeq names its product Malate/L-lactate dehydrogenase. NCBI's taxonomy places the organism in Eukaryota, Fungi, Ascomycota, Dothideomycetes, Dothideales, Saccotheciaceae. The transcript is spliced from 2 exons. Bases 1 to 1071 code for a protein of 356 amino acids. The record is from RefSeq and is a predicted model, not a curated record. Gene Ontology annotation, molecular function: oxidoreductase activity.